UUGACACUAACAGAACGAAUGCUGUGGACCAAAUAAAAAUCCCAAGUUCUUUUAUAAUUGCUCAAAAUCUUAUAAAAAGAAGUCCCAUUUCCCAUUUCCGGUGUUUUUGUUGUGGUGAGUGUUUUGAUGGGGAAGGAACAGAGCUUAGAUGAGACUUCAAACUCCAUUUCUAAUUCUGGAAGUGAAAGAACGCCUCUUUUGAACAAGGAGGCAAGUAAGCAAACAAAUGGGCAACAAGCAGCUGAAAGUCCUCUGUCAGACCUUGAGCAAGGCAAUGCAGAAGAGGCAGUCAAUGUUGGAUUUUGGAGAGUAUUUGCACUGGCAAAGCCAGAUGCUGGGAAGAUAUUUGUUGCCACCUUUGCAUUAUUGAUAGCAUCCACUACAAAUCUCUUGAUUCCUAAAUAUGGUGGAAUGAUCAUAGACAUUGUUUCAAGAGAUAUAAGGACACCUGAACAGCAAUCAGAGGCCCUGGAAGCUGUCAAGAAUACUGUAACAUACAUUGUGCUGAUCGUUGUAAUAGGGUCUGUGUCCACAGCACUUCGGUCAUGGCUCUUUUCUUCUGCCAGUGAAAGGGUUGUAGCUCGCCUUAGGCGAGAUUUAUUCAGUCAUCUUAUUCAUCAGGAAAUAGCCUUCUUUGAUGUUACUCGAACAGGGGAACUCCUCAGCAGGCUAUCUGAGGACACCCAGAUUAUAAAAAAUGCAGCAACAACUAAUCUUUCAGAGGCACUCCGGAAUCUAGCAACCGCCUCUAUUGGUGUUGCCUUCAUGUUUUCUUCAUCUUGGAAAUUAACGUUGCUAUCAUUGGCUAUAGUACCGGUUAUUUCUGUUGCUAUACGAAGACUUGGACGCUAUCUCAAGGAACUUUCACACAAAACACAAGCAGCAGCUGCAGUAGCAUCCUCAAUUGCUGAGGAAUCUUUUGGAGCCAUUCGAACAGUUAGAUCAUUUGCUCAAGAAGGUUUUGCAAUAUCAAAUUACACUGAAAAAGUUGACGAGACACUGCAGCUCGGACUAAAACAAGCUAAACUAGUUGGUCUAUUCUUUGGAGGAGUAAAUGCUGCAUUCACAUUUUCUGUUAUGGCCGUAGUUUUCUAUGGUGCCUACUUGACAAUAACAGGAUUUAUGACUGUGGGUUCUCUCACAUCCUUCAUCCUCUAUAGCCUCACUGUUGGAUCUGCAGUCUCCUCUUUGUCCGGGUUAUAUUCAACUGCCAUGAAAGCUGCAGGCGCAAGUAGGAGGGUUUUCCAGCUCUUAGAUCGUGUGUCAAGCAUGCCGAAAUCCGGGGACAAGUGUCCAGAAGGAAAUCCUGAUGGAGAUGUAGAAUUGAAAGAUGUGUGGUUUGCUUAUCCUUCUCGACCGAGUGAUAUGAUACUAAAGGGAAUAACAUUGAAACUAAAACCUGGUUCGAAAGUUGCCCUUGUCGGACCAAGUGGUGGUGGAAAAACCACGAUUGCAAACUUAAUUGAGAGAUUCUACGAUCCUUUGAAGGGAGAGAUUUUGUUAAAUGGAGUUCCUUUAGUGGAAAUAUCUCAUGAAUAUCUUCACAAAAAGGUAAGUAUAGUCAGCCAGGAACCUGUUCUUUUCAAUUGUUCUAUAGAGGAGAACAUCGCUUACGGGUUCAGUGGAAAAUCAAGCAGUUCAGAAAUAGAAUCUGUAGCUAAAAUGGCUAAUGCUCAUGAAUUCAUAGACAAAUUUCCGGAAAAGUAUAAAACAGUCGUUGGAGAACGUGGUUUGAGGCUCUCAGGAGGUCAGAAGCAAAGAAUAGCAAUUGCGAGAGCACUAUUGAUGAAUCCAAAAGUGUUGCUGUUGGAUGAAGCCACAAGUGCACUGGAUGCCGAAAGCGAAUACCUUGUCCAGGACGCCAUGGAUUCAUUGAUGAGGGGUAGGACUGUUCUGGUCAUAGCACACAGGCUAUCAACAGUCCAAAGUGCUGACACUGUAGCCGUCAUAUCCAACGGAGAGAUAGCCGAAAGUGGCACACAUGAAGAUCUUCUCUGUAAGGAUGGUAUCUACACAGCACUCGUUAGGAGGCAACUACAAGGACCAACCACCAAAAUAUAGUUCCAAAAUGGUAAACAAGGUCCAUAUACUUGUUCUGCUCACCAUGUAUUAUAUCCUUGGCAUUGUCAGAAAAUAUAAAUAUAUAUUUACAUAUAUUAUAGUUCCCUUGCUGACAUUAUAAGACUACUCGUAGGAUACUUCUGAAAUAAAAUAUCCCAUUUAUGAUA
This is a messenger RNA of Gossypium raimondii (Peruvian cotton), 2228 nucleotides long. RefSeq names its product ABC transporter B family member 27. Gene Ontology annotation, molecular function: ATP binding; ATP hydrolysis activity; ABC-type oligopeptide transporter activity. Gene Ontology annotation, cellular component: membrane. The record is from RefSeq and is a predicted model, not a curated record. The transcript is spliced from 17 exons. Gene Ontology annotation, biological process: transmembrane transport. Bases 127 to 2061 code for a protein of 644 amino acids. NCBI's taxonomy places the organism in Eukaryota, Viridiplantae, Streptophyta, Magnoliopsida, Malvales, Malvaceae.